AUUUAAAAGACCGAACCCAGAGGGCUGUAAUGUUCACGAACGUCUUGUGAACAUAUUGGAAAUGGCAGACAAAGGCAAAGAAAGGAGAACAGAUCGGCUUAUGGCGACUGAUGCUUCGCAUACUGACGACUCUACAAUCCAAAUGAAAAGAGAUGUUGGAUUAAUCGGAGGUGUUGCUGUUAUAGUUGGAACGAUGAUAGGAAGUGGUAUUUUUGCAUCUCCAAAAUAUGUUUUAAUGUUUAGCGGUUCAGUCGGUAUGGCUUUGGUUGUUUGGGGCGUAUGUGGUGUUUUAGCCAUGUGUGGUGCAUUGUCCUAUGCAGAACUUGGUACCAUGAUACCUACAUCAGGUGGUGAAAGUACUUAUUUACUGGAAGCUUUUGGAGGCCUGCCUUCCUUCAUGUAUAUAUGGACUGCAUGUAUCGUUAUUAAACCAUCACAAAUUGCAAUUAUUUGUCUUGUGUUUGGCGAGUACGUAAUAACUCCUUUCUUUCCCGAUUGCUCGGAAAAACCUGAAAUUCAAGUUAUCGUAAAGUUACUUGCUGCGUUCGCUAUUGCCGUCAUUACGAUCGUGAAUUGUGUGAGUGUAAAGUUAGCAACGAGAGUUAUGGUGUUUUUUACUGCUGCCAAAUUGUUAGCUUUAGUUAUGAUAAUCAUAACUGGUUUAGUACGACUUGCACAAGGUUUUAAUUAUGAAGUAAGUACUAGUCGCUCGUUUGAUGGUACCGUAAUGUCGGCUGGAAUGAUUGGCGAAGCAUUCUACAACGGUUUAUGGGCCUACGAUGGAUGGAACAAUCUCAAUUAUAUUACAGAAGAAAUAAAAAAACCAAACAGAAAUCUACCGUUAGCCAUUGCAAUUGGCAUUCCAUUGGUGACUGGUAUAUAUUUAAUGACAAAUAUUUCAUAUUUUACUGUGUUGACCAAGGAAGAAGUGUUGGAAUCUUCUGCGGUUGGAGUGGUGUUUGCUCGUAGGAUGUUUGGUGUAAUGUAUUGGAUUAUUCCUGUUUUUGUUGCAUGUUCAACAUUUGGUGCUGCUAAUGGUGGUGCUUUGGCAAGUGGUAGAUUGUUAUAUGCUGCAGCUAAACAUGGUCAUUUACCUAAAUUCCUUGCUAUGAUUCACAAUACGCGUGGAGUACCUAUUCCUGGCCUUAUUUUACAGAGUUUAAUCUCGUGGGCCAUGUUGAUUCCGGAGUCAAGUAGUUUUCGUACAUUAAUUGGUUAUUUCACAUUUGCUGCAUGGGUCUUUUAUGGUGCAACAAUAGCUGGUCUUCUUUACAUGAAGUUCAUCAGUCAGAAAGAUAGAAGCAGGCCUUUCAAGGUUUUCGUGUUGUUUCCAAUAAUUGUAUUGUUAUCAGCUGUUUAUCUUGUUGCUGCACCGUUUUCAAAGGAUCCACUACCCGCUUUCUUUUGUUUAUUGUUUAUUUUGUUCGGUAUACCGGUGUAUUUCUUAUUUAUCCAUAAAAACAGAAGUCCAGCUUUUCUCAAUAACGGUCUAGAAAAGUUCACGUAUUUUGUGCAAAAAUUUGCUGAUGUGUCGUAUCCACUAUCAGAAGACGAUAUUGCUGGUAGGAAGUUGAAGAAAAUGUCUGCAUUAAUUCAAAGCGAAGAAAGGCCUCCAAGCUCGCCGGAGAAAUCCAAAGAUGAGUUGUUAGUAAAUGGUCAUAGUCAACAGGAAGGUGGCGUUACUUUACGACGUGAUGUUGGUUUAGUUGGAGGAAUAGCUAUCAUUGUUGGUACUAUGAUAGGUAGUGGUAUCUUUGCUUCACCAAAAGGGGUAUUAGCGGCAUCGGGAUCUUCAGGGAUGGCGCUUAUUGUUUGGGCGAUUUGUGGUGUACUGGCUGUUUGUGGGGCGAUGUCUUACGCCGAGUUGGGAACAAUGAUCCCAACUUCUGGAGGCGAAUACACAUACAUUCGCGAGGCAUUCGGUGCUCUUCCUUCUUUUUUGUACGCCUGGACAGCUUGUCUUGUUAUAAAACCCUCACAACUUGCCAUAAUUUGUCUAAUAUUUGGCGAAUAUAUUGUAACCCCAUUUUUUCCCGAAUGUACUGAUCGCUCUGACAUUCAACACAUUAUAAAGCUUCUUGCUGCGUUGGCAAUAGCCAUUAUCACUUUGGUGAAUUGCUUCAGUGUAAAACUGGCAGCUCGAGUGCAAGUUUUCUUUAUGGCGGCCAAACUUCUUGCUUUGGGUAUAAUUAUUUUGACAGGUUUUGUCAGACUUGGUCAAGGCUACAACACCGAACUAAAUGCUGCCAACUCAUUUGAGGGCACUGCAACUGUCAGUGAAAUUGGAUCAAUUGGUAUAGCAUUUUACAAUGGUCUUUGGGCUUACGAUGGAUGGAAUAAUCUCAAUUACAUUUCAGAGGAAGUGCACAAUCCAAACAAAAACAUUCCUAGAGCUAUCAUGAUUGGUAUUCCUCUUGUAACCGUUGUUUAUUUGUUAACAAACAUUGCAUAUUUAACUGUUUUGUCGAAAAAUGAGAUCAUUAAGGGGGGAGCUGUAGCAGUGUUAUUUGCUGAUAAGAUGUUUGGUGUGAUGGCAUGGAUAAUACCUAUGUUUGUUGCUUGUUCAACAUUUGGUGCAGCUAAUGGUUCUGCUUUAUCUAGUGGCCGUAUCUUUUAUGCUGCAUCGAAAAAUGGAGAACUUCCAAAAUUUAUGGCAAUGAUUCAUAACACUCGAUUAACUCCGAUUCCUGCUCUUCUUGCUCAAAGUUUCAUCGCAUGGGUGAUGUUGAUUCCUGAGUCAAGUAGUUUCAGUGUUUUGAUUGACUACUUUACAUUUGCAUCCUGGGUGUUUUAUGGUGCCACCAUUUCUGGUCUUUUGACAAUGAGAUUUACCAAAGCUGAUGUUUACAGACCUUUUAAAGUGUUCAUAUUUUUCCCGAUAGUCAUCGUACUUGCUGCCAUAUACUUGAUUGCCGCACCAUUUUCUCAAAACCCGUUACAAUCGUUCUUUUGUCUUCUUUUCAUUGCUGCUGGUAUUCCCAUCUUUUUCAUCUUUAUAUAUUACCAGCUUUGUCCAAAAUGGAUUAAUCAUUGUCUUGAUCGUUUCACAUUUUGGGUUCAGAAAUUUGGCGACAUCUCUUACCCAGAAUCAGCAAAUGAAAUUGUUGGUUAAGACAUCAUUUUGCUUUUUCUUCUUCAUCAAAUGUAUAUAGAGUAUGGAAGAGUUUUAACUGCAUUUUAGGAUAUGGAUGCAUGGAAUAUGCUGCACAUUUGUUAUUCAUAACAAGUGUGGAUUUUUCGUCAUAUAUGAAAGUUAUUUUAAGUUUAAUUUCAACAUGCGAUGUAACUAUUUGUGCGAAUGAGUAUAGUGUAGUUCUUAUUCUAUUGACUUUAUUUAUGGGUAAUAUUUGACAAUUAAAUUACACUUUUAAUUCCUUCCGUA
Messenger RNA from Xenia sp. Carnegie-2017, 3382 nucleotides. Its product is annotated as large neutral amino acids transporter small subunit 2-like. Gene Ontology annotation, cellular component: membrane. Gene Ontology annotation, molecular function: L-amino acid transmembrane transporter activity. The record is from RefSeq and is a predicted model, not a curated record. Bases 62 to 3112 code for a protein of 1016 amino acids. Lineage: Eukaryota; Metazoa; Cnidaria; Anthozoa; Malacalcyonacea; Xeniidae. Gene Ontology annotation, biological process: amino acid transmembrane transport. The transcript has 18 exons.